AUGGAAGACCAUGAUGCAUUGAGCUUAGGUGCGAAUACAACACCGGCGGUGGUGCCGGUGGCUGCGCCCGAGGUCUCCUCUGAAGAUGUUAACUUGGAUGCUGCAUAUGACGACAUUGAAUACAUGGAUUUGAAAGUGCCAGGAAAGGUUGAUCGCGCGAAACCCGAGAAGAAGACCAAAGCCAUGACAGACAAGUGCUGUCCGAAAGUUGCGUCGUUGACAAGCGAGAUGAAAGCGUCUAGAGCCGUGACGCGAGUGACCCAACGCCUGGGUCUGGAGCGAGUGCAUGAAAUCCAAGUGGAGUAUGCUUCUCUUAAGUCCAAAUUUGGCCAACACGACUACGAGAAGGCGAACGCGAUGAUCCGAAACCUCAUGUCGAUGGGAUUGAGUCAAAUUGAAAUCCGCGGUAUCCUCGGCGUGGGUGGAUAUCGGUUGCAGCGACUAUACAGCUCUCACGCUGUGAAACAAACGCCGACGACAUAUGCUGCGGCAGUGGUCACUGAAGAGCUCGCAAUUCCACCGCCUCCAUCAGUUCUAGCUUCCCCAUCUUUAAGCACAGGUGACCAGGUGGUGCACAUUCCUAUCCUUUCAUCAAUUCCCCACCUUGUGGACGUCGUGACGAAAAAGGUGGCCGCCUUCCCGCUGGUGGCAUCUCGCGUUUUGUUUGUCGAUAUCGACGUGGCUGGUCUGUCUCUCGAAGCUGCUUCUCCUAAGGCCAUGGUCCAUGCUGCCAAGCUCGAAGCGGCCGACGUGGUCUUGGCAGACCCCGCCGUCAGUGGCCUUGUUUUGCCAUACACCCCGCAUCUCAAGUGGAUGCAGUUGUCGUCGGCUUCACUAGACGACGGGUUGUUUCUGCAUGCCAGGCGGGACUUUAUCUGCACUCGCGCCGGGGGAAUCCACGGACCGCACGUAGCUCAGUUCGUCGUCGGGUGCGUCGUGUUCUGGAUCAUGUGUCGAACUGACGCAGUGGAUCGCAGACAUAUCAUUGCCACAGAGCGAUUUUUCGUCAAAGCCAAGGAUUACCAGACCACACGGUCGUUCGCAUCACAAGCGUUGGCGUAUCGAAACCCCAAGCACGUGACAGUCGGCAUCCUUGGCCACGGUGACAUUGGCAUGCAUGUGGCGAAGCUCGUGGCGGCAGCGGGCUUUCGCGUGAUGGCGCUCAAGCGACGAUGUCGACCAUCGCCUUGGUGGAAUGGUCAGGAUGACUUUGGGUUCUCUGUGUACGAUUCAAUCGCCAAGGUCGUCGAGGCCGCGGACUACAUCGUAAACACACUUCCUCGCACCCCCCACACGCACAAUUUGUUGUCCGAGGCCGUGUUGCGCCUUUGCGUGAAGAAGGCUCCUUGCUUGAUUGACCUGAACCCGUGGAAUGUGAUCGACGAAGCGACUCUCAUGCAUGCCCUGGAGCACAAGUGGCUCUCCAGCGCGAUCAUGGACCUGCCGAUGCCUGUGCCACCGACAAGUCAACUGUGGCACCAUCCCAGCGUGACGCUAACUCCGCGCGUAUCCCCGCCAAAUCAAGCGGAGGCGGUGGCCGACGUGUUCAUUCAGAACUUGUGGCAUUUCAUGGGGCACAGACCGAUGCAAUACGUCGUGGAUUGGAGUCAGGGAUAUUGA
This is a messenger RNA of Aphanomyces invadans, 1620 nucleotides long. RefSeq lists its product as hypothetical. The record is from RefSeq and is a predicted model, not a curated record. NCBI's taxonomy places the organism in Eukaryota, Oomycota, Saprolegniomycetes, Saprolegniales, Verrucalvaceae. The transcript has 2 exons. Bases 1 to 1620 code for a protein of 539 amino acids. Gene Ontology annotation, molecular function: NAD binding.